This is a messenger RNA of Agrilus planipennis (emerald ash borer), 3945 nucleotides long. Its product is annotated as facilitated trehalose transporter Tret1-like. The transcript has 2 exons. The coding region runs from base 311 to 1711 and encodes 466 amino acids. Lineage: Eukaryota; Metazoa; Arthropoda; Insecta; Coleoptera; Buprestidae. Gene Ontology annotation, cellular component: membrane. The record is from RefSeq and is a predicted model, not a curated record. Gene Ontology annotation, molecular function: transmembrane transporter activity. Gene Ontology annotation, biological process: transmembrane transport.
CAGGUCGAUAGCUGAUGAAGUCGCUUGCGCAUUGCAGGCACCAACACCGUGGUGAUGGCACUCCAAUGCUCCAGCCGUUCUGCAGGAGUUGCUAGAUAAACACGGGCAACGUGAGGAACAUGACUCCAGCGACAACUGCAAUUGCUCUGAUUUCGUCAUCGUCUAACCCAAAAGCAGCAGAACAGCAUCGGCUUCGAAGAAGAUCUGAACCGUUACUUCUUACUUCACGAAUUUUCGUUAAAGAAUCCCGGGGACCAAUGUGCACUAAAUAGCUCGCUGUAGAAGAGCUACAUGAAUUGAAAAAGAUGCCAUGACUCGAGAAAUUUACAGCCACAAGCUGGCGUCUCCUGGGGGUCACCUUUUCGUAACAAGGCAGCCACAAUGCAUGGGCCAAAUUCUAGCUGCUUUGGCGGUGUCUCUUGGCCCUUUCUCUGCUGGUUUGGGAAAGGGCUAUAGUUCUCCGGCCAUAGCAUCUUUGCAACAAAGAGAUGCGAAUUCUUUCCCUGUUAGUGGACAGGAGGCAUCAUGGCUAGCAAGUCUCUCUCUUCUGGGCGCUUUAUUUGGAGCUCCCCUUGGAGGGGCUGCAAUGAGAUGGGGAAGAAAGCGUACCCUACUUUUAGCUGGAGCACCUCUAUCUGGGUGCUGGAUUAUGAUCUCUCUAGCUUCUAACGUAGAGCUGAUUUGUUUUGCUGCUUUCUUAAGUGGUUUCCUUGUAGCCAUAGUACAACUUGCCGCUCAAGUUUAUGUAAGUGAAAUUGCCACUCCAUCAAUCCGUGGUGGACUUAGUGCUCUCUUGAAAGUAGCCGGGCUUAUAGGGGUCUUAAUAGCAUUUGCUUGUGGAGCAGCCCUAAACUGGCGUCAUCUCGCUGGUAUUAUCUCUCUUGCACCGGCAGCAAUGUGCGUAGCUGUUUGGAAAGCGCCGGAAAGCCCAGGAUGGCUUGUUUUGCGAGGAAGAGAUGCCGAAGCUGAAGAAUCGUUGAAAGUUUUAAGAGGAAAUAACGUCGAUUUAAGAAUGGAGUUAGGCAUUCUUAAGUCGUACGUUGUUUCGAAAAGGGUCCGAAGGAAUCCGGUAGUACUACUUAGCACUUUGAGGAGUUCUACAUUAAUAUCGUGCGGUCUUAUGUUCUUUCAACGCUUUUCUGGUGCAAACGCUUUUAAUUUUUACGUGGUUAGUGUGUUUAGGCAAACCUUUGGUGGCACCAAUCCUCAUAGCGCCGCCAUCGCUGUAGCUAUGGUACAGUUUUUGUCGGCACUAUUAUCUGGGCUUCUUGUAGAUAAAGCUGGUAGGUUACCCUUAUUGGUGGCCUCCAGUGUGCUCAUGUCUUUGGCCUUAGCCUCUUUUGGCUCUUUUGCCUACUACGAAGAUGCUCAUCGCUCAACGUUACCCCAAUUAGACUGGAUACCUCUUCUCUGUGUGCUUGUUUUUACGAUUGCAUUUUCAUUAGGCAUAAGUCCCAUUUCCUGGUUACUUGUUAGUGAGCUUUUUCCCUUAGAAUACCGCGAAAUUGGAACCUCAUUUGCUUCAACCUUCAGUUAUCUUUGCGCUUUUGCCGGAGUCAAAACGUUUAUUGAUUUUCAAGAACUUUUCGGUCUUCACGGGGCCUUUUGGUUUUACUCGGCUGUAUCUGUGUCUGGUUUGUGCUUUAUAGUGUGUUGUGUACCAGAAACAAAAGGGAGAGAUCUUAAUGAAAUUGAUACCAGUACCAGGUGAUUUCACUGUCCUUUUUUUGUAUUUUGAAUUAAAUCACCUGCAACUUAAAAAUCAACUUUGGAUUGGCAUAUGAAUAAAAUGCUCAAAUUUUUUGCAACGUAUUCUAAACAAUAAUUUCUGAAGUGAAACGGAAAUGUUAUUUUGACCUUUUGUAUGAAACAAAAUAUUAUAACGACGCAUAUCAUGGCAAAUAGCUCAAUAAAUACCAACCUACAUAAAUAAAAUUUUGCAAUGAACACGGUUACUAAAAUUAUAACAGAAGGUAAGCAUUUCAAAAAUAUUUUCUGGGUAUCUGCCUCAAAUAGAAAGAUUGUUCGUUAAUUCCUACUGUUUCUCGUUCGAAAAAUAAAUUAAGUAGAUGAAGCUAAGAUAUAAAAUAAAAAGCAGAAAAAUUAACUUCGUAUAGUUUGAACUUAAUGGUUGUGUUAGAAAUACACUUAGACUUUCGGACUUCCAUAUCUGUCAGUUAUCUGAUGACCACUGGAGAUAACUACACGGUCGAAACGUUGUAACUGUUUAAUAAAUAAAGACAUGAAAAUCCGAAAGUCUAAGUGUAUUUGCUUAUCUUUGCUUUUAAAUUUAGUGUUACAUUAACAAUUUUUCUGUAAUCAAAGAUAUUAAAUUAUUUGUAGAAUGCGUUCGGAACAGGUUCUCUCGAAAAUUCCAGCGAAAAUAAUAUAAGCCAAUGAAUACGUAUUUUGAAAAUUAAAGCAUUCAUAGAAGAGAUUUUUUUAGCUAAAUGUGUUGAAUGCGAAGAUAGAUAAGGCUGGUCAUCUUUAGAUUCAAAAAUUAAAUUCCGCUUCAUUAAUUUAUUAUAAUAGUAAAAUCAAGAAUAUAGUUUUUUCUAAAAUAUUUGUCAAAUUAUGGAUCGUAGAGAAGAAUAAUGUCAACAAAUUGCAUUUAAUAAUCAAAUUGUGGAAGAUUUGUUUCUUGUUCAUUUGAACGAUUUCGUAUCUGCCUUCAUCUUUUACUUCGUCAUCGUCAGAGGUCCAAAUCAAUUGUGUAUAUAAAAAAGAUCGAACAUUAAAAAUAAAAAAGUAAUUCUAAUUGUUUAUAAGAAAACCAUAGUUAAAAUUUUACUUUUUCUUAGUUGACAAUUUUAAGGCUUUUAUUUAAAAAAUUCGGUUAUUAAUUUUCAGAUUCAUAUUUGUGUAAACACUCCAACUUUAGAAUGCGAGUUGUUAAACCUUUUUUAUGAAAAAUUGGCAACUGUGGAACAAGUCAAAGUUGAUGGUUUUUUAUCCUAGUGAGAGAAAUAAAUAGGACUUCGCAAAAACUGUUGCACCUACAGCACUGACUUUUUGCACCUAUUCACAUAACAGAAAAUAUGUAGAUGGUUUGAUCGAUCUUACAUUAAUUCUUUCAAAAUUAUACGAAUGACUAAAAACACCCAGUUUUCACGUUUCUUUUUACAAUAACUUUUUUAUUUGUUGACCUAUAUUAACUUAGUAACUCUCAAUUUGUAGACAAUUUUAUUGUGCCUAAGACUCUUGUACAUCAUUCUUCUCUAUGGUCCAUUAUAUUGUCAAUAUUUCAGAGAAACUACUUUUUAGAUUUUUAUUUCACUUUAAAAUAUAAAGAUGAGAGGCAUUUCCCACCACCACGUUUACGCAAAAAAAAAUUGCGAAGACGCAAAAUUUGCAUAUCCAAUUAUAUUUUUGAUAAAAUUUUAGCAAGAGAUGUAUAAAAAAUCUUGUACGAAGUUAACAUCUAACCAUUUACAGUUGGCAUAGAUUAUUUUCAGUUAAUCGUGAUCUAAUUUAAACUUUUUUAGUUUCCCAAACUUAAGAAGAUAGCGUAUCGUAUACAACGGCGUACUGCACGGUUAGAAAACGCAUAAGAACUUUAGUCAUCGUAAGGUAAUAAAAGACUACAACUGAACGAAGAUUAUUAAUGAAUGCAAAUGAAAGCAAAAAUUGCGGAGGCAAACUAAAUACAGGAUAUUUUUACCAGGAUACUUAAUGAUAAAUUCAGUUUAAAUAAAGCUAGCUCAAGAAAAAUUUACUUUACGAAUAUGUUGAAAAAAUUUUUUUCGCAAGUUAGGUAGAGGCAAGCGGUGAUGCCGAAUUCCCUCCCGCAGGUAGUUUUGGUUAAAAUAUAUAGUCGAAUUCCCUCCCGGGUACUAGCCGAGUUCCCUCCCGUUCAUAUCAGCUCCGAUAAUUAAGUUAACGACCACUUUCCGAUUUUAUUUGUCGAAAAUAAAUAUAUAUUUAUAGUGCACUUCAGUAAAUUAA